This is a messenger RNA of Episyrphus balteatus (marmalade hoverfly), 4227 nucleotides long. Its product is annotated as phosphatase and actin regulator 4. The transcript has 12 exons. The record is from RefSeq and is a predicted model, not a curated record. Gene Ontology annotation, molecular function: actin binding. Gene Ontology annotation, biological process: actin cytoskeleton organization. The coding region runs from base 595 to 3582 and encodes 995 amino acids. NCBI's taxonomy places the organism in Eukaryota, Metazoa, Arthropoda, Insecta, Diptera, Syrphidae.
AUGGCAUAAAAUAUUUUCUAUUUUUCUUCUAUGAAUGUGCAAUAAAAUAUUCACUUAGUCAUUCAGCCAAACGACGAGCCUGAAAACUCCAAAAUAAGAAAGGAAUGUUAAAAAUUUCAUAACAACAACAAAUAACUACUAAACCCAUAUGUGACAAAAUAUCCAUUAAGUUGAGUGGAAGAAGUCAAUUAAAAAAAAAAGAAAGAAGAAAAAAAAGUGUAAAGCUGAUUUAGUGUCGGAAUAAAUAAAACAAAGGGUCUCCUUACCAAUAACGACCACCCUUGUUUAACUGCCAACCGCUUAUGUCAUAUCAAGAGAGCUAUCAUUACACAUGUUGUUGAAACAAGGAAAGACAAAAAAAAUCAACAUUGAAUCGCGUGCGUGUUUAGUGCGUGCGGUAAUAGUGUGAUUACUAUCACCUCUCCGCAACUUACUUGUCAACACCGCCGAUGAUACCUCAUUGAAACCUAAGAAGUACAUCAAAACAGGUGUUUGGUUCGCGUUUGUCGUCAUCGUAUAAUCGUCGUGUCGGUUUUGUAGGUUUACCUAUAUUUUAUCAGCUUUAAUUGUCUAAUCAAAAAUCACUCGCACGUAAUGUCUAUGCGUAGUAAUAAAUUCACCCACGGUAACAAUAACAACAACAACAAUAGCAACGGCAAUAAUAAUACCUUUGCUGCUCAAAUUCCCCUACAACAAUAUCUCCAACACCAGCAACAACAACAACACCAUCAACAACUUCAACAACAACUUCAACAACAAUUCCAACAACAAUCCCAACAACAACAGCAACAACAACAACAACAAUUACAACAAAACCAACAACAUGUCAUCCAAAAUAGCCGCAAUAAUUUAGCCAAUUUAGUUGCUGCCAUAAACAAUGAAAACUGUUAUCAAUUAUCGCCAAACUUUUCCGAUACGCACAAACAACAUCAAUUUCAAUAUAUUGGUUCGGGUGGGAAUCAAUACGUUCCACAAAAUUCGGUCGUGGAGUUGAGUUCACCAGUUACCGAUCCAGAAGAUCAAUCAUCACAGCAGGUGUGUGUUGUUGCCAAAAUGCAGAAAUCUGUUACUAUCACUGUUACACCACAGCGUAGUAAUUCAUUGGAUGUUUUAAAUUUUGAGGAGAAACGUCAGCUGAUUGCGUCAUCGUUGUCAUUAUCGGAUAUUUUGCAAUGUGGACCAGCAGCGGCAGCUGCUGCCGCAGCUAAGGAAGUUGCAGCUAAUACUGUUAUUGUUGCAAAAAAACAAAAUGGUGCUGCAAUUCGAACAAACAGUUUGGGUUCCGGUACACGUACACCGCCUCUGGAGAGAAAAAGCAAGCUAAGUGCAUUGGGAAGAUUUUUCAAACCUUGGAAAUGGCGGCGAAAAAAGAAAAGUGAAAAAUUUGAAGCUGCCUCAAAGUCGCUUGAGAGAAAAAUUUCAGUACGUGCCAAUAGGGAGGAACUUGUCCAAAAAGGUAUCCUGCUACCAGAGAGUCCAUUGGGUAAUAUACCCGAACCAGGUGAAGAAUCCUACUACAACCAAUCAUCCAAUGUCAACGGUUCUGUCCAUAAUAAUUCAACGAUACAAAAUAAUUCCAUUACAACAACUACCACUGGUACAGCUGGUACAAUUAUAUCCCAAUUGCAACAACAUCAUCAACAACAACAACAACAGCAACAACAACAACAGGCAAAUGUGCCUUCGUCACAUUCUGUACAGCAAUUCAAUUCAAAUUCCAUUGCAAAUCACAACAACAAUCACAACAGUCAUCAGAAUAAUAAUUCUGGAAUCGGUGGUUUAGGCGGUGGUGGUGGAGGUGGCGGUGGUGGCGGUGGAGGAGGAGGCGGAGGUGGUGGUGGAGGCGGCAAUGUAAAUAACAGUCUAGGUGUUAAUUCAUCAGUAUCACAUUCCCAGUCGGCACCGCAUCAAUUGGGUCAACCACCACCAUUAACUCCAUUGGCACAACAUCACCAAGCAUUGGCAGCACAGUUGCAAAAACAUUUCGCCAACAACAGUAUCGGUAAGCUAAUUGCUAAUACCGAUGAUGAUAAUAACGAACCCAGAAAAGACAAGACUGAUGCACCAAUCGGUGGUAAUGGCACACUAUCACCCAGCACUGAACAGCCAUCAUGUCAAGGCUCAAUGUUACCCCCGCCAGGAGGUGGUGUCGGCGGCAGUGGUGGUGGAGGAGGCGGCGGCAUGAAUUCAAAUAUGGGUAGCGGUUGUGGCGGUCAAAUGGAUUCGCACCAGAAUUCCAGAAUGGAACGUCCAAAUACAUUGGGGACAAACAAAUCCAAUCGGCGACGAGUCAACUUGUAUUACCGCACUGACCAUUAUCCUGAAGGCGGUGGCCCACCAGGAAGUACACCACCUCCGUACACAGGUGAUGGUCAUCAUAAACUUCCAGGGCAUAUUUUAUUGUCUGACCUUCCAGAGCCUCCAAUACCAUUGUCGGAAAUUGGACCCAUCCCACCACCACCGAUGUUUUCAACGCCAAGUCCAACGUUGAUAGCUGGACGACCACAUGGACCGGGAGCUGUUAACGAUCAGGAUUAUCAGGAUUAUGACUAUGAUCCCGAUAAUGAUCAAGAUGAACUUGAUUCGGAAGAUGAAUAUGCAUUCCAACUGCAACAACCAAAUCAAAAUAUUGACACAUGUCGUAUUGAGGAAAUUCCAGCCAAAGAGCCCAGACCAAAUGCAGUUCCUCUUAAAUCCGCAUUGAAAAAGAAGCCUGGCCAAUCAAAUUCAUCACCUGGUACACCAACUCAAGAACAAGCUAAUAAUCCUGGCGGUAGUUCAUCAGGGUCUGGCGGUGGUAAUUCAGGUGGAGGCGAAAGAGGAAGUGGUAGUGGUAAUAAUGGUGGUUCAUCAUCAUCAUCAUCAUCGGCGAAUCAGAGGCCAUUGAUUGUGAGGCAGGAGGCUAAUAACUAUUCAUUAAAACCAAUUCUACGGCCUCGGGUUAGGAUAUGUAGGCUCAAUAUACCAUGCCAAGUAGAGAACAAGGAAAACACUCGACCAAUUGUGAUAAACGAGAAUAGUGAUAGUGACGAAGGUGAUGGCAGAAUUCUCUACCGGGGCAGCGACGACAAUGAUCGUCAGGCAAAAAUCGCCCGAAGAGAAAGUUUAUCACUGAAAUUACAACUGCGACCGGACAAACAGGAUCUAAUCAAUCGGAAUAUCCUGCACCAGGUGACAGACAACGAGAUCAAAGAAUCCAAGGAAGCAAUCGGUGCUAGACUUAUACGUCGGCUAUCGAUGCGUCCGACUGCCGAGGAAUUGGUGGAAAGGAAUAUUCUAAAGAGUAAAUCACAAUCACCCGCCGAAGAGAAGAAACAAAAAGAAGAAAAGAAGAGCUAUUUGCUGCGGAAAUUAAGUUUUCGGCCCACUGUCGAAGAACUCAAAGAGAAGAAAAUCAUUCGGUUUAAUGAUUAUAUCGAGGUGACACAGGCGCACGACUAUGAUCGAAGGGCCGAUAAGCCAUGGACAAGACUGACGCCUAAAGACAAGGCUGCCAUACGGAAGGAAUUGAAUGAGUUUAAAUCAUCAGAGAUGGCAGUGCACGAGGGCAGUCGGCAUUUAACGAGGUUCCAUAGGCCAUGACAGUUGCAAUGGGAAAAAGAUUAUUACAAUUUUGUUAAUGUUCAAAUUAACAAUUCACAAAUAGUAAUUAAUAAAAUCAACUAUAACAACAACAAAAACCAUAACAAAUGCAACAACAAUAUAAAAAAUGUCAUCGCCAAUAAUACCGCCGCCGCCACCGCAGCUCCUGAUUUAACUACAAAUCCAACAACUUUAAUAAUAAUAAAAAAAUCAACAAACAACAAAACAACAACAACAACAAAUAAAGCAGUAGAAAUUGUAGCAGCUGAAGCAUCAGUUAAUGUAGAAAAUAUCAACAUCAAUGUCAUCAUUAACAAAUAUUUAAAACUAUCAUCAUUAGAAGAACUACAACAAAAACAACAGCAACAAAAUGGGUUUCAAUUACCAAUUCAUCAACAACAUCAAUUAUUACAACUAAAACCAGAUCAACUACAAAAACAACAACAUCCAUGUUUCGUUGUCGAAUCAAAUAUUCUUAAAAUAUUCAUAAUUUUCUAUCAAUUUUUAAUUAAUUAUUUAAAUAAUUAUUAUUAUAAUUAUAAUUUAUAUUUUCAUCAAAAAAUGAAAACUAUAAAAAUAAUUUAAAUAUUAUUUUGGUUAAUAAAUAUUAUUUGACAUCAAUGCAAUUACUAUUGCAAAAGUAUA